Schizosaccharomyces cryophilus OY26 is the source of this 4027-nucleotide messenger RNA. Its product is annotated as DUF221 family protein. The record is from RefSeq and is a predicted model, not a curated record. The transcript has a single exon. Lineage: Eukaryota; Fungi; Ascomycota; Schizosaccharomycetes; Schizosaccharomycetales; Schizosaccharomycetaceae. Gene Ontology annotation, cellular component: plasma membrane. Bases 596 to 3220 code for a protein of 874 amino acids. Gene Ontology annotation, molecular function: calcium-activated cation channel activity.
GCAAUUUACCCAAAACCACAUUCUAAACUAAUAGAAGAUCAGCCGAGGUUUGAAAGAAUAGGUUGAAGUGAAAAUUUCGUUGUAACAAUUUUCAUCUCUGAGCCUCAUGCAAAUUCAAAGCCACGCUUACAUUGACAGUCGUUGAUUUAUAGGAUACAGAUACGAUUUUUUGCUUUCUAGUUCAUUCAAAAAAUAAAUUAUAGACGAAGAAUACCUUAGAAACAUAUAUCUAAGGGUAAAGAAGAGAAGUCACUGGCCUCAACGUAUUGUGGUACUGUCAACCUGAAACUGGAAAUCAAGCAGCUUUCUUUACAAAGGAAUUGACCGGCUUUCGUUGUCUAUCGUCCACUGUAUCUUGUGUGAGAAAGUUAUUGUACCGUUAUCUUUCUUUACGUAUGAGACCAUUGCUUUGUUUCACUUUGAUCUGGUCUUUCAUUUGAAGUCUUUCGUCAAUCAUUCCCCUUUUGUGCGAAAUCAAGCUUGGUUAUAAAUAUUAUCUAGGGACUUGAAACAUAUAUUGAAAUUCGUUUUUUUAAUUGCCCAAUAUCCCUUUGUUUACAGGGCUUACCUAAAAGUUCUUUUUCCUUUCUAUACAAUGUUGAUUUUUUCGAAAAGGACCAGUUUUUGGACCCAAAUUCAACAAACUAUAAAUGAUAAUACUUCUCAAGAGAGAUUCGACAAGUACUCCAUUCUGGUUUCUUUAGCAUUUACAUGUUUAUUUGCUACUGUACUAUUAACUCUCUUUAUAUUUCUAAGAACAACUUUUAAGUAUGUUUAUUCCCCUAGGUUGAAGUAUGCGAAGCGUGAUACCAGCAUUCCGCCUAUGAAAAAAACACUCUUUGGGUGGAUUGAGCCUCUUUGGAACGUAAGAGUCGAAGAUUGUCUUUAUGAUAUUGGCGCGGAUGCCACCAUUUUUCUAUUGUUUUCCCGAUUUUGUAGGGAUUUGUUUUGUAUCUUGACUUUCUUUUGUUGUGUCAUUCUGAUACCAAUAAAUGUUAUUGCUACGAAUAAAGCAGGUAGCAAGUCGAGCGCGACAAAUGCGUACGCGAAGUUAUCCUUUCAGAAUGUCUCAGGACAAUGGACAAUUGCACACAUUGUAGUUUGCUACUUUGUGAACAGCGUUGUCUUGUUUUUAUUAUUUAGGUACUAUCGGAUCAUAACCCGUAUUCAGCAACGCUAUUACAGGAGUGCUGACUAUCAGAAUAAUAUUAGUACGCGAUCUUUGUUGGUGGCUGACAUCCCUUCUACGCUUCGUUCUUUAAAAGGUUUAGCAGCCAUUGCUUCUCAUUUGAAAAAGAGUGACAGACCAAUUUAUUAUCACAUAUGUCAUGCCAUCAAUAAUCUUCCUAGUCUCGUUAAAAAAUACAACAAUGCUGUUUAUGCACUUGAAGCAGUGUUUGCAAAGUACUUCAAGAAUCCUAAACAGUUGCCCGAAGUACGUCCAAUUCAUACAGUUAAACAUGGUUUAUUCAAUUACGAAAAGAUUGAUGCCAUCGAUUAUUACAGCGCAAAGAUUGAAAACUAUGCACUACGAGUCAAUAUCGCUCGAGAAUCACUUGAGGAAAAUAAAUAUGAGCAAUAUGGAUUUUUAACCUACAACUCUUCGUUUACCUCUCAUCAAAUUGCCAAAGCGAAUUCAAAGGCUCUUGGGGCAGCAAUACAUAUAUGUCCUCAACCAGAGGAUAUGUUGUGGGAUAAUUUAUCCCUUCCUAGGAGCAGCCGUUUCUUCAAUCGAGUUAUUGGAAAUUUGCUUUUCAUUGCUUUACUCGUAGCCUGGAUUCCCGAAAACGCCCUUUUUGCUAUCUUUAUUGCAAACCUCUGGAAUCUUGGUAAUGUAUGGCCAUGGUUCUCACGUCAGCUCAAUGUGCAUUCAGGAUUUUGGUCGAUUGUUCAAGGUAUUAUCAGUCCUGCGUUAACUGCUUUGCUUUUUACACUUUUGGAGGUUGUCCUGCGUAGGAUUUCAUCCUUCCAGGGUAGUUUGACUAAAAGUUCGAGAGAGAGGGGAGUGCUGAAUAAGAUGCACGUUAUUUUUACGUUUGAUAACUUUAUCAUUUAUACUGUACUUUCUGUUAUUUGGAAGGUUGUUGCUCUUAUCAUAGCUAAAACGGAACAAGAAGGCAAUUUUGCGCAGGGAUUGACGGUGUUUAAGACGUCCGAACCAGUUCCUUGGUUAGUAAGUGCCUUCGUUGGGUUUUCUUCGUUUUGGAUUAUGUAUAUUGCCCACUCAAUUACGUCUUUCUUGUUUCAAAUGGCCCAACCAAUUAGCUUAACUAUUCGUAUUAUAAAGAAAAAGUUCUUUUCGCCUACUCCUCGUGAUAUGUUCGAAUGGACUUCUCCUCAAAAAUUCAUUUACAGCAGUUCUCUCAACAAAUUACUCUUUUUCUUUACGAUUGCAAUCUGUUAUGCAUGUGUUAGUCCUUUGGUGCUGUUAUUUGCUUUUGCAUCAUUCUGCUCGAAUUACAUGGCCCAAAAAUAUAACUUGAUGUACAUUUCUGAAACUACUGCAGAGAGUGGAGGUCGUUUUUGGCGCCCAGUAGUAAACAGAAUUCUCUUUGGUCUUGAGUUGGCUAAUGUUAUUUUGUUUUUGUGUGUGUGGGCUCGUGGUGGUCUUACUCGAGCAUUUUGUGUUAUUCCAAAUUUUGCAUUUGUGAUAGUUUUCAAAGUUUAUUGCGCAAUAUGCUUAGACCCUAAAGCUCAUUUCUUGAUUGAGGAUCCUUAUUCCUCUAUUGAGGAAUCUCUUGAUCACGUGGAAAGUGAAAUGUGCUUUGGUCAUCCAUCAACCUAUACCCCAUUGUUGGUGCCUUUGGUUCGAGAAGACGCUCGUUCUUUACUUUAUUUAGUUUACUCCGGAAAGACAGAAGCAGUCGGCAAACAAACAUACGAAGUUUCUUCUGAUGAUGCUUCUAAUGAAGGAUUAGCGGAACAUGAGGACGCAUUGGCGAUGGUUGACUAUGUUGAUCUGAGCAACGUUGAGACCGCCAAGGAACAAUUUGAGCGACGUCAAUCCAAGAUGUUGAAUAAGAGUCUCUCUAGAUCUUAUACUAAGCAUCACGGCCACAAGCCUCAAUACAUGAACCCCAUGAUGACAGAGGAAGAUUUGACAUUAGGGCAGUCUUUAACACAUGCUUCUGACUCAACAGCAUUAGAACCUGUCAUGACAACAAGUACAUAUGCACCUCCCAUGAACGGCAAUGAUUUUGAGAAAAAUCAAAAGUUCUAAAUUGGAGCCGUGCUAUCUAGCACUUAGUUUCUUGAUAUUGUUUCUCUUCUUUUCAAGCAGGUCGGCCUUAUCAACUUCAUAUAUUUAUAUGUUUCUGUAUCUGCAUACGAUUCUCAUUUCAUGUUUUAUCUAUAUGUUUUACAUUUUUUUAUCUUUAUGGUCAUCCAACACUUUACACUAUCGAUUUUUUGUUCACUCUUUUAUAUAUCCUAUGGUGACCUAUGUCUUUUUUUUUUAAAUGUUUGUUUUCUUAUUUAUGAUUCCUUUGUUUCCUUUCAUUCUUUGCUGUUUGCGUUUUUUUACGUUUUCGUUUACAAGGUUGUUCUUGUAUAUGAAUUUAUAUGGUCGACGUUGCUUUCUUUAUUUAGACAAAGCGGGAGUGCUGAUUGAGAACCGCAUUCUUGCUAUAUUUUUUUUCUCAAUUAUAGUAUUUAGAUAGACUCACGGUGCUAUGAAAACCCGUUCGUAGCAGCUGACCCCUUUAGCAUCUUUGUGCAUUUUUCUAUAGAAUGACGAAUGAGAAAAUUUCUUGUCAGGAAAAUAAAUUUUAUUUAUAAUUGAUAUAUCGUUAAAAUACCGGAAAGGAGCCAAAAUUCAAUUUACUUUUUUCUUUCAGGCAUCCUUCAUCAUGAAGGCUUUUUUUACAGAGGGUAUUCUAUCCUAUUACUGUUCCUUAGAAACGACAGAGUUGAACUUUCAAAACAGGCAAUUUAAUUGAACGUAGAAAGAGCAUUCCUGCAUUUAUGUUUAGUUUAUUUAUUAGCAAUCAAAUAGUUGUUGUUAGUGCAUACACCCAGAUGAAUUUAC